This is a messenger RNA of Perca flavescens (yellow perch), 1879 nucleotides long. RefSeq names its product MAU2 sister chromatid cohesion factor (gene mau2). The transcript has 18 exons. The coding region runs from base 40 to 1836 and encodes 598 amino acids. Gene Ontology annotation, molecular function: protein binding. The record is from RefSeq and is a predicted model, not a curated record. NCBI's taxonomy places the organism in Eukaryota, Metazoa, Chordata, Actinopteri, Perciformes, Percidae. Gene Ontology annotation, biological process: mitotic sister chromatid cohesion.
CUGGCCAUAGCGCUGAAAAACUUGUUGUUGUCGGGGAAAAUGGCGUCCAACGUAGAGGCCCCGGAGCGCUGGUACCUCGCCCUUCUCGGCUUUGCGGAGCAUUUCCGAACCUCAAGUCCGCCCAAAAUCCGGCUCUGUGUGCACUGUCUACAGGCAGUGUUUCAGUUUAAGCCUCCACAGAGGAUCGAGGCCCGGACACAUCUUCAGUUAGGCUCGGUUCUCUACCACCACACCAAGAACAGCGAGCUGGCCCGCAGCCACCUGGAGAAAGCGUGGUUUAUAUCGCAACAAGUCCCUCAGUUUGAAGAUGUCAAAUUUGAAGCUGCCAGCAUUUUGUCAGAACUCUUCUGCCAACAGAAUUUGGUGGACUCAGCAAAACCCCUUCUGCGCAAGGCCAUUCAGAUUUCACAACAAACACCAUACUGGCACUGCAGAUUAUUGUUCCAGUUGGCGCAACUUCAUACACUGGAGAAAGACUUGGUGUCAGCAUGUGACUUGCUAGGGGUUGGAGCCGAGUAUGCCCGAGUGGUUGGCUCAGAAUAUACCAGGGCACUGUUUCUCCUCAGUAAAGGAAUGUUGCUGCUAAUGGAGAGGAAGCUUGGGGAGGUGCAUCCUCUGCUCACACUGUGCGGAACUAUUGUAGAAAACUGGCAGGGAAACCCCAUCCAGAAGGAAUCCCUGAGGGUGUUCUUCCUGGUCCUACAAGUCACACACUACCUGGAUGCUGGACAGGUGAAGAGUGUGAAGCCGUGUCUGAAGCAGCUGCAGCAGUGCAUCCAGACCAUUUCAACACUCCACGAUGAUGAGAUUCUGCCCAGCAACCCGGCUGACCUCUUCCACUGGCUGCCCAAGGAGCACAUGUGUGUGCUCGUCUACUUGGUGACGGUCAUGCACUCCAUGCAAGCAGGCUAUCUGGAGAAAGCUCAGAAGUACACAGACAAGGCUCUUAUGCAACUAGAGAAACUAAAAAUGUUGGACUGCAGCCCCAUCCUCUCUACCUUCCAAGUCAUUCUACUGGAGCACAUCAUCAUGUGUAGACUCGUCACGGGCCACAAGGCCACUGCGUUACAAGAGAUCUCGCAGGUGUGUCAGCUGUGCCAACAGUCCCCCAGGUUAUUCACCAACCACGCUGCUCAGCUUCACACGCUAUUAGGUCUGUACUGUAUCUCAGUGAACUGUAUGGAUAAUGCAGAGGCACAGUUUACCACAGCCUUGCGGCUCACCACACAUCAGGAACUGUGGACAUACAUAGUGACCAACUUGGCCAGUGUCUACAUAAGGGAAGGAAACCGACACCAGGAGCUGUAUAGCCUCCUAGAGAGAAUAAACCCCGACCAUAACUUCCCAGUAAGCUCCCAUUGCCUCCGGGCUGCAGCCUUCUACAUCAGGGGACUCCUGUCCUUCUUUCAAGGACGCUACAACGAGGCCAAACGCUUCCUAAGAGAAACCUUGAAGAUGUCUAAUGCUGAGGAUCUGAACCGACUGACUGCCUGCUCCCUGGUUCUACUGGGCCACAUCUUCUACGUACUGGGCAACCACAGAGAAAGCAACAACAUGGUUGUACCUGCCAUGCAGCUGGCCAGCAAGAUCCCGGACAUGUCUGUUCAGCUCUGGUCUUCAGCGCUGUUGAAAGACUUGAACAAGGCCCUGGGGAACACCAUGGAUGCCCAUGAAGCAGCCCAGAUGCACCAGAACUUCUCCCAGCAGCUGCUGCAGGACCACAUCGCUGCCUGCAGCCUCCCUGAGCAUAACCUCAUCAGUUGGACUGAUGGCCCUCCUCCUGUCCAGAUCCAAGCCCAGAACGGCCCAACCACCAGCCUUGCAAGCCUGCUAUGAGAAGCCGUCAGUCUGGCCUAUCGCGGUAGCUGGUACAUUAUAA